CGCCGCAGCCGCCGCCGCAGCGCCAGCCCUCGCACCACGCAGAUAUGGAGCCAACACCGAUGGCGCCGCUGGCAGACCGCGGAGCCGUCGGUGAAUCCCUAGGCAGCGGAGUGUCGGGCCGCACAGUGCUGGUGCUAUCGCUGGUGGGCGUCGGCGCGGGCCUGCUGUUGGCAGGCCUGGCGCUGGCGGCUAUCCUAAUCGGUGUGCGCAGGAGGCGGCUGCGCAGGGCGGGCGGGGGCCGCGCAGGGGCCGACGGUGCUUCCCCGCGCGACAAGGCGCCGCCCUCUUCGCUGCCGUCCUCCGACGACAAUCCGGAUGUCGUCCCGCAGAAGGAAGAGGCUGUGCUGCCGGUGGCGGACCUGAAGGCGCUGCAGCAGUACGGGCUGCUGCUGCAGGAGGCGCGCCGUCCGGCUACGCUGGUGGACAGCGCGGCACAGACCACCGUCAUCUACGGCGCCUCCUCCACAUUCCCCAUGACGGUCAGGCUCGCUCUCAGCUCAUAG
Molecule: messenger RNA, 503 nt
Organism: Schistocerca cancellata (South American locust)
Lineage: Eukaryota; Metazoa; Arthropoda; Insecta; Orthoptera; Acrididae
Exons: 3
Coding region: 45-503 (152 amino acids)
Source: RefSeq, a predicted model, not a curated record